AUGGAAACGAUCAAAAGCCUUCUGCUGCAAACGUCAUCCGGAGCCGGGCCAACGAUUGGCGGCGGACCGGAUUAUGCGGACACACCGCUCGGUAUAACAAUGAAGGAUCCGUUCGGCGGAUGUCCUGCCCUCGGCGAUGUCGGCCCCAUCCUGUCCCCGGUGUCGACGGCCGUUGGGAACGGUCCCCCGGGAGACGAUCGUCGGAUGGAGCCACCGAAACCGCAGCGCACGACGACGACGACGCCGAAGGCGACGGGAAGUGAUGAUUUUAUCCAUCCGAAACUUUCGAAACUAAAGCAACCACCGGUAAUUGUGGGGGUGGCCGUGAAGCGGAGCCUGCGGAAGCCACCGGAAGUAAUAAAGGUGGGGAACGGCGGUGGCAGCCCCCCGCCGCCGAACUCCAGCACGCUGGAGCGCUGGCAUAAGGACAUUUUCGAGACACCGGCGGCUCCGGUGCGGCCUCCACUGCAGUAUGAUGACGAUGGCGAUGAUGUGAUAACGACGGAGGUGUCGACGGCACUAGGGAAUGGGGACGAUGGUGCGUGGCACGGUCUCGGGGUGGAAGAUCAAGCAUUAACUCCAGGAGGUGACCAUCAGAAUGGGCACGAUUUGAUCGAUUUGAUCGAUUUCAGCAGCGACCUGGAACAGGAACUCCCGGAGGGGGACGAUGACCGGAAGUGUACGGAGAGUGCCGUACUGGUGGAGGUACUGCCGGUGGAGGUGAAGAAGAAGCGGGUGACAUUUCUGCUGGAUCCAUUCCGGCACGACGAUACGACCGACGGUGGCGAAUCGGAUGUCACCGAGGAGGAACUCCAGCGCGAGGGCGAACGGCGGGACGAAGCUGCGAGCGAGGAUGUCUCGGGAGACGAAGACAUCGAUACCGGGGGCCGGGGGCGGCGGCAGAGAGAUGAAAGUGAUCCGCCCGGCGGUGCAAGAUGGUGGAAAGUUGAACCGCAGCCCCGUCCCACCCGCUGCCAGCUUCGUAAUGAAAUAUCAACAGAGACUAGGCAAACAGAUGACAUUGUUUUGCGUGGCGCCGAGGCGGGCGCGGGUGGUAGCGGCGGUCACGUUGAUAGUGAGGCUGCACGCUGGAGCCCGCAACGGAUACUCGCCGAGGAGGAGGACGCGGUGGGCAUCGGAAACCGGUGGCAGGAAACGGAAACGGUCCAGCGCGCAUGCUCCUCUCCGUUACACGUCGGCGAGAGCGACAGUCUCCGGAGCCAUCGUCGUCAUCAGCGUCAUCAUCAUCAUCAUCAGCAGCAGCAGCAUCAGGCCCCCAGCUCCUCGCGGCCAACGGGCAACGGGUCGCAUUCCGAUGGAGUGUCGUGUGCGAGCGAAAUCGACGAAACUCACGUCGACGAGCGUGGUGUGGAUGUUUGUUUACCGAACGCAUGCGCCGGAACCGAAUCGAUCAACGGCUCCGAACAACGGCGACGGUAUCGCCACCAACACCAGCAGGGCGCCAAAGGACAGCAGCCAACCGUCGACGCCGUUGGCAGUGGUAGUGAGUCGGAGUGCUCCACGGAGGAGCUUUCGGCAUCGAUCGAUGGACGGCAGCAGCACCAGCACGGUGGUAUCGCUGGUAGUGACAUUGAGGGUUGUUGCAUCGACGGACGUGAUUUGAACCGACGAGUGGACGAGUGGCAGAGACGCAGCGGGGUCGCCCUGAGUACAGCGGGAGGCACCGAGGUACUCGACGAACGGCCGAAGCUCGACGAACGGCGAGCAGAGUGUACUUCCAUCGAGCGCAGUGGUGGUAGUCUGCAACGAGGAUUAGAGUGCGCCAGUACCAGGACUACCAGUAUCGCGCUCGGUCCCAGUCCCAUCGAGGAGAACGAGCCAGAGGAGCAGCAACGUUGGCCCGAGGGUGGCCAGUGGGAAGUGACACAGCAUCGACGGCACGCUCCAAAGACAGCCGUUGUAGCUCGCACGGCACAAACUUGCCCCACGGAGUGUGAAGAAAAGUCCACCCAAGUUCCGUCGCCAUCGAAGGCGAAUCUACAGCAGCAUCAGACAUCACGGUCCACGGGAGUUGGAGUGGGUGGUGCUGGUGCUUUGUCCUCGGACAGUGAGAGUGAAAACUACUAUGGCACCUGCUCGCCACCGACGGUAGUACGGCCGGAGUGUGCUGGAGAGCAUCGCAGGUGUCGGUGUCACCGUCGGGAGGAUUGUUCCGCCUCAUCCGGCGGUGCUGGAUCGUCGUCCGUGCUGGUCGAGGUAACACUCAGUGCCCAUAUCUGUGUGCACCACCAGCAAGGUGGCCAGGAGGAGUCGCGAGACCCAGAAUCUCCGUCGCCCUUCGCUGGUUACGACGGUGGCCUAACGAAAGUCUGCCAUUGUGAGAACCUCGACGGGGUUCCUCGUGUGCUUAGAGACUGUGCGACCAACACACACGACCAGGCGGAGGGUCCACCUCACUCCGCAGCCUCCGAAGGUGGUCAUCCGGAAGCACCCCGUCGCAAUCCGUCGAGUGCGGACAGUGGCAUACUCAUCAUCGACGACGAUGACGUCGACGGUUGCGAGGAACAACAGGACCAGGAAGACAACGACCAGCCAACGUGCCAGCAAUCCUCCGACGGCAGUGUGCGUGCGGAAGUCGCUUCGGAAAAGCUUCGGAGCAUUGUGAAAGGUCCUGUCGAGGAGCGUCGGGAUCGGAACACGCAAACGUACAUUGGGAACUUUAUUGACAGUGGAAAACGUAGCCCCGUGCUCGCUGCUAGUGGUGUUGAGGGUGACGUUGGUGGUAGUGUCGCAUCGCAGCAUCCCCUCACCGCGGAGGGUGCUGGUGUCGAGUGUUUUGAGGCCAGUCAGCGCCUGAAGCGGCUGGAGGAACGCUUCCGUGGUCUUGCCUACACGAAAAAGCUCUUCCGGAGUCCGGAGGACUCGAGCCGUGCACGUGCCGAGGAGCGGGAGGAGUCGCGCUACGCACGGGGCACUCCCGGGGGCUCCCUGCCCUCGUUGCUCGUGUGCGCAGGCCAUCCGCCGUCGGUGGACUAUGCCAACACCAACACCUUUGCGCCGGACUCCCCAACAAGCGGCCGUCGUGCUGGUGGUCGUGCUGGCAGCGAUGCGAACGUGACGCUCUCACCAACACAGUCCACGCACCGACCGAGAGGACUCCAACCGUCAGCGUCGACGCCGUCGCUGUUGGAUGGAUUAUCAUCAUCGGCGGCAUCAGUGCAAUCAUCAUCAACGGGAUUGGUAGCAGCAGCAGCAGCAGCAUCCGAAGCGAAUCGCGAACGAAAGCCUCCCAGGAGUAUCCAGCAGUGCGGUGGCGGUGGUAGUAAUCGACUUCUGCCAUCGAGGAAAACAUCUUCGCUCAGUUGUUUACAGCAGGAUGCGACACGGCACGAGGACGAAACCGAGUGCCAUCUGCUGAGUGCUAGUGCCAGUGCUGGAGUGACAAACGCUGACAGCGCGGAAAACAAUCGCUCCAGCGUCUCGUGCUCUGGUUCCAAGCGACGUUCCAUAUCUUCCUGGACUAGACCGAUCUUGCCACCGCUUUCCUCGUCCCUGCUCUCGCUGUCCGCGUCCUCGCUGCUCUCCCUCUCCUGUAUCGAUCUCGAGCGCCAAGGACGGCAACGUGCGGCCAGUCAACGUCCUCCAUCAAACGAACGACCAGCGGUAGAGCCUGACGAGUUCGGGCGGAAGGAACUUCCUCAGGAUACCAACAACAACGUACAUCACACUCGUGCGGAGGAACUCCGGCUCUCCAAAGCAGUCUCCCUGCCUUCGUUACUGUCUCAGGAUGUACGACGUGUUGUCGAGGUAGAAGUUGUCCGGGGUGAAAGUGAUCGUGUUAAGAGUGAUUCGCCGGAGAGUGAUCGUGGUCCACCGUUGCUUGGGUUCGCACCCAUUGGACCGCUGCGACUUCAGCGACAUCCGCGUGCGGUUGAGGAGUUGCGCCAGAACACCGACACACCGGAAAGUAGUGGCGCUGAGUCGGAGGAAAUUUGUAAAAUCUUCCCAGGAGGUCGCGCCCGUGUGAGUGAUCCGUUGGAGAUCGUUGAGACGGUGGUAGUGGUUGGUGGAUCCACCGAGGACGAAGAAGAGGAGGAGGACGACGACGACGACGUCGACGAAGAGGAAGUGUUAUCCUCCGACGUUGGGUGCGCCGAGGAGAGUGAAGUGAUUUGUGUCGAUCGUUUGGCCGACGACCGCGAAGAAGAGGAGGAGGAGUUUGUGCGGCUCGAGAAGUUGUUGGCAGCCGAUCCGCACACAAACUGCGAGUUCGAUACGCGCCAUCUGCAGGACUACGAGCCUGAAGUCUACCGGAUCAAGUACUGCUACGAUGAGCUCGAGGAGGAGCUAGAAGAGCAGCAGGAGCAGCUGGUUGCGGCCGGUGGUGAACUAGUGGUGGUACUCCCUGUAUCGGGUCCUCCACCCGUCCUUCUUCCACCGCCGCCGCCGCCACCGCCUCCACCUCCUCCGCCGAAGGCAGGCAGGUUAUUUUCCAGUGCGGGAAGUGUGUUCCGGACCGUCGCGGAGUUGCACCGUGUGCCGGAGUGUAGUGAGCAGCGGGUCGGUGCGGGGGAUCUAGAGAUCGCUCCGCCCACGUGCGGGGGUUUAGUGUUGGUCGGUUCCGCGGCGCCCGAAAGAGGCGCCCCCGGGAAGGUGGUGCUAGUGGCCAGCAGUGGUGGUGUGCAGUGUGGUGUUGGUGGUGGUGUUGGUGGUGUACAGGGCCGCGGCGCCGUGAGUGCAGUGCGUGAAGACGGUGACAUACCGCCCCCUCCACCGCCCCCCAAGGCACGGGCCGGGUCGGCGUCGGUAGGCGGCGGGUGCGGCUGUGUGCUCGAGGCGAUCCCGCUCUAUCGCAGCGAGGCGGACGCCUUAGUGGCGGGAGGCGGCAGCACGAUGCGGGAGACGGCCACCGGUACCCUGCGGGGGCUGCUGAAGAAGCCGAACCGGCCACCGCCGGUGCGCAAGAACCGGGUGGUGUUCGACGAGACGCGCAACGAGUUCUUCGAGGCGGACUACAUCAUCCUGAUACGGGAGGACUGCCCGUACGACGAGGAGGACGAGGAACCAUGCACCUGCGGUGAACACGAGCUCGUUCGAAUAUGUUGUGACGAAGGCUGCAACUGUGGCUACACGGACGAUGGGCGCACGCCACCGAGUCCGAAGUUUGCUCCCCCGAUCGAGUUUGUCGACCAGGCCACGCUGAGCCCCCCGGAGGGCUACAAAGACGGCAGUGGGCUGCUUGACAACGCACUCGGCGGGGCACUCGGUGGGCACGUCUUCGGUGCACAACAUAUUCAGCAGCUCCAGGUUAUCCAGCGGCUACAGCAGCAACGGGCUGCCAUGUUGGCAGCCAGAGCUGCUGCUGGCCAGCAGGGACAACAAACGGGCACCGCAGGCCAGGGCCAGGCUGGUUCGCAGACCGCCACCGUCAAUCAACAACAGCAGCAGCAGCAGCAGCAGCAGCAAGUGCAGGCGCAACAGCAGGCACAACAACAAGCGCAGCAGCAACAGCAACAGCAGCAAGUGCAACAGAGUGCAGCCGUCUGCACCGAAUGCGCCGAGUGUGCGGAAUGCGCCGCCAAGCAGAUGCACGACGAGGAGUGUGACUCCCAGUGUUCGGACGAUAUCUCGCCGAUGCUGGAGGCGCCCCUUCCACCCCAUGCCGCUCUUCCAAUCGCGCUCGUGCCGCUGGCCAAGUCGUCCCCGGAACGGCGCGUCACGCAGAAGGAAAUCAUCGCCGGCGAGGAACGGCCCAAGUUCCUCACCAUCAAACAGGUGCAAGACUCCGGCGCCCAGGGCGGUGAGGAUCGUGGGGGCGUUGGUGGCUCGGACGGUUCGAGCGCGGCCCAGAACCCGCAGCGCUACAUCGUGGAAACGAUCACGAUGACCACGGUGACCGAGCGGCGGCUCGUGCAGAAACCGGCGCCAGGAACCGCCGGCUCGCCCCUCCCGACGCCACGCUCCGCCGCGUCUUCGUCCUCUUCCUCAACGAUUCCACCUAUCGUUCCAGCAGGCAACGAGGGCGGCUCGACGGCUGUGCCGGUGGCCGGCGGCCCCACCGCGGCCGGUCUCUCUUCCUCAGGCGCUCCCCAAGACUAUCGACUUCUUCAGCAGCAGCAACAGCAGCAGAAGCAGCUCCGUUCCGGUCAGUCGGUGGAGGGAAGUGCGUCCCAGGCGGCGGCCGCCACUUCCGGCGUAGGUAUUUAUGAAACAGUCAAGCACAAGCCGCUCAGCACGGCGCAAGCGAUCAGCGGCAUCCUGAAGGGUGGCAAGCUGUGGAAAAACGAACAACAACAACAACAACAACACCAGCAUCCGCAACAGCAGCAGCAUCAGCAGCAACACCAGCAGCAACAACAACAGCAGCCCCACCAGCAGCCCUCGUCCGUUCAGAACGAUGAGUCAACGGCGGUGACGUCGGACGAGGAGACGAGCUCGAAGCGCUCGGUGCGGUUCAACGAGGAGUCGACGAUCCGGGAGGCGUGCUGCGACGGCGAGGUGCAGGCGGGCCUGGCCGAGGGUGAGAUGGGAACGUGCCGCGCCAUCAACUACAUGUCCGACACGCUGAAGCGCCACUCGUCCGGCCUGUUCCACAACGCGCUCCGCCCGAACUCGGCCGUCCGCCAGCUGUUUCCCAGCAGCGCCAUCCAGCUUACGACGGCCGGCUCCGGGAGUGGGCCCACGGCCCCGACCGCAGUACCGCCCGGAACGACGAUGGUGGCCACGGUCGGCACGACGGGCGCCCAAACGACAACGACGUGCUCCGGCGGCCCGCAUCCGCCGACCGUCCUGACGCAGGAGGCGCUGAAGGCGUUCGACGACGCGAAGAAAACGCCCGGCCUGGUGCACCAGCACAGUCUCACCAGCAACUCCGGCAGCAUGAGCAACAUCCCGAACAGUGCGGCGGCGGCGCUGGCCGCUUCGGCGGUGGCGGCGACGGCCGGCGGUGGCGCGGGAAUGCCGGGCGGACCGGGCGAAACCGACACCAUUCGGCGCACGAUCGAGCGGAACGCGCUGCGAAGGUCGCUCAUCAAGUAUGAACCAAAGAAAAAGAUCCCGGUGAAGGACGUCACCUCGCUGGAGGAACGCAUCCGGCAGCUGACGUGCGACAUCGACGAUCCGAUCGACGAGUCGGCGGGCAGCGACCAGGCCGGCGACGGCGAACUGGGCGAGCUGGAGCGAAGGGACAGUCCGGCGGGCGAGGAGAACCCCCAGCAGCCGAAGUACAUUCCGGACAAGAGCUUCUCGCCGAGCUCGUCGGCGUCCAGCUCGAGCAGCGGCUCGAACGGUUCCACGUACAAGAAGAUCACCGACCUGUUCCACCGCGACCGGCGGCAGGAGAAGAUCCCGGAGGCGGACGAGAACCCGAUCGUGAUCAUCCCGCAGGACUGCCGUUGCCCGGCGGGUCCGGACAUUGGAAUGGGCGUUCAAAUUCAGGGUGCACACACGCAGAUCCACCAACCUCCGCAGCAGCGCCAGGUCGACGCGCGGCGCCAGUUCCUCUCCACGCUGGCGCCACUGACGGCGUGCGUCGCCGGCCAGCGGGACGACCUGUCCUACUACACACUGGCCCAUCCGGGCGACCGCAGCUCGAUGGCGAGCUCGCAGAGCACCGAGUACAGCAUCGGCGACAUCGACGCGGCCCUGCACGACGACGACGGCAAGAAGGUCGCGCCGGACGUGAUCGCCGGUACGCCCGGACAGGAGUCGGACGAGCUGGCCGCGUUCGUGCAGCAGGAGGGGGCCCGCACCGAGCGGCUCAAGAAGCGGUACAGCGCGGAGACGUCCACGUCGGCACCCGCUUCCGGCGCCGGCUCGGACGACGACGAGCAGAACGACUACGGCUUCAACUCCCGGCCGUCGGUACGCGGGAUCAAGCCACGCUUCGGCUCGACCAACGAGAUCCUCCAGCAGAUGCAGGCUCAGCUCGCCGCCCCGACACCUCCACAGCCAAAGUCCCAAUCGACGACGGUUCCCGCGCAGACGCAGCCGAUCCAGUCGAACACCCUGCCCCGGCCGCAUACGGCCAGCAGCAUGCACGUGGCGGCGGCUAAGCAGCAGAUCACCACGCACCAGCAUACGGCCUCGUGGAGCUACUAUCCUGCCGUCGAUCCGGCGACGCAGGCCAAGGGAGUGGCUCAUCAACCGGCGGCCGUCGUCGGACAGCAACAACAGCAACAGCAGCAACAGCAGACGGCGACGGUAGCUCCCGUGGUCGCUACGGCCGCGAGUGGUCAAGCGAACAUGCUGGCAGCUGUGGACCCGCACGGGAACUACUACCACAUCCCGGUCCAGACACGCCACAGCUACCACGGGCAGGAAGCGAUCUACCAGAACUGCGCCAACCUGCCGCUCGGAGUUCAGGCCAGUGCGGUCCAGGUGCAGUCGCACCAGAUCCACACACAGCACCAGGCGGUACACACGGCCCACCACAUCCACCAGAUGACGGACACGGCCACGUACGGCAAGUUCGCGCGCAGUCCAACGCGCCGGCCCGAAUCGCCGCCUCCUCUGAGGAACUACCACCAAACGAUGGUGCUGAUCCCGUACAACGCCGAGACGUACCAUCGCUAUACGGCGCAGGAGCAGGAGAACUACCGACGCCAGCACAACAUCGUCGAGUACCAGCAGGUCACCCAGCAGACGAUCCGCGUUCCGGUCGGCUACCCGCUGCCCGGCAUGCAGCUGCACGUCGUGGCCGCCGGAGCCCGCGCUGGCCUACCUCCACACUACUCCACCCUGCCCCGGCUCGGCACCAACACGGCCCCGGUGAACGCGGGGACGGGCACGAACAGCGCCGGCCAGCCCGGUGCGGCGCCACCGCCACUGCCACCGCAGGGUAAACCUCCGGCCUACUCGCAGUACCCCGGCACGGCCGACGGCAAGCCGGGCGUCAAGUUUACCGAGCGGGGCGCACCGGAGGGGGCGGCCAGUGUGCAGCCGUCCGACGCCGCCAGCCAACUCCUCUCGCCGACCGGCCAGGGCCACGGUCCGCCGGGAAUGCCACCGGGUGUCAGCAGCUCCGCGACAACCACGGCAGGAACGACGGCGGCGGCGGCGGUGGUAGCCGGAUCCCAGGGUGCUCAAGCAACCGGUGUGGUGCAGUCAGCGUCCGGAGCUGGAAGUGGCCAAGCGCAGCAGCAGCAGCAACAGUGCGCCCAAGGGGCCGUGUUCUACGCCAUGAACGUUUGA
This is a messenger RNA of Anopheles coustani, 9153 nucleotides long. RefSeq lists its product as uncharacterized. The transcript is spliced from 10 exons. The record is from RefSeq and is a predicted model, not a curated record. Bases 1 to 9153 code for a protein of 3050 amino acids. NCBI's taxonomy places the organism in Eukaryota, Metazoa, Arthropoda, Insecta, Diptera, Culicidae.